CUGGACGUUAAUCUUGCUUCGUGAAAUUGAAAACAGCAAGAAAAGAGAAAAAUUGUAAAAUGAGUUAAUUAUACCGAAAAAAUACGUGUUUGUGGUCUUCUUAAUUAGUUAAAGUGUCCGCUUUUGAUUAAUCAAUUUGUUUUACAUAAAAGAUAAAGUCCAGAAUUCGAGAGGUGAAUUUUCCUGUUCGGUUUUAUAUGUUUGACAAACAAAAACACCACAACAAGAAACCCUUGGGUUAAAGAAUACAACAAAUCAGAGAUAUUUUGCUAAACACAAGUGUCUCAUGUCGAUUGGAGAAAACACACAAGCGGGAAGGAAGCACACGAAGCAAAAAUAAUAAAAGAAAAACCGUCGAAGAUAUAAUAACUUGUACAUUUUUAUGAACAAAUCAUAUUCUUAAUUUAGAAUAUCAUACCUGGGCGAGUGCUGUAUCAUAUUCCGUAUUAAAAUAUAAAAUAGAAAUAUUUCUAUAUUUCUCUUCGUUGUGAGUGACAAACGAGGAAAGCGAAAAAGAGCAAACAUCAUUCGUUGGAAAGUAAACAAAAGAAGAAAGAGUCAUAAUAAUAAAUAAAAAAAAAAGUUUGUUCAAUUAGACAUACAAGAGUGAAAGAAGACAAAUUCACUGUGUAUACAUAAAUCAAAUAUUGCGAAUUUGUGGGCGGAGAGCAGACAUAAUAAUUGACAAAAUUGAUACACGGAAGCACAAUGUCGAGUGAAGAAGACAAACCGCCAGCACCACCAGUGCGGCUGACAAGUAAUCGAGGUGGCAGUGAUAGACUUGAUGGUCCACCUGAUUUAAAGCCUUUACCGAAAGAACCCGAUGACCCCGAUCGUAAGAAGAAAACAUUGAAGAAUAAAAUCAAAUCAAAACAAUCACACAAUGACUCCAAACCAAACAUUUCAUAUCCGACGAAUUUCGAACACACGGUGCAUGUGGGAUUUGACGCAGUAACGGGAGAAUUUACGGGAAUGCCGGAACAAUGGGCAGUAUUAUUAAUGAACAGCAACAUCAGCAAAAUGGAACAGAAAAAGAAUCCGCAAGCUGUCUUGGAUGUGCUCAAUUGGUUCGACAAUAGCUCCAAACAACGACCUAGUUCGAAAUAUAUGACGCAUGGCAUGCAUAACACAACACAUUCGGCAUCAUCAAUAGGUUCGUCGCUGAGUCGUGUUAGCAGUUCGAGUCCUAGCAGUACACCAACUGAUAGUGAAUCACAAUCACAUGUUGGUCAUGUUGUUCUUCAAACGGUCAAUAAUCAUACAACAAUUCCAACAUCAAUUUCCAUGCAAAAUAAUCACGGUGUUCAUAAUAUGAAUCAUUCAUCGUCGCGUAGUUCAGAACAAGAGGAAGAAAUUGCACCACCGAUUGCCAGUCGACCGGAACGAACAAAAUCAAUUUACACACGUCCAAUUGAUGACCCGCCCAUGUCACCAUUGCCCCAUCCCCAUAUUAAUCACACAAAUCAAUUGAAAAGUCCAACGUUGGAUAAGAAUAAAAAUUCGACAACAAUUCUAACAUCACCAGCAACAACAAUAACAACCACAACAACGACAAAUAACAACAUGACGACAAAUAUUAACACAACCGUAACAUCACCAACUGGUAAUAUUGAGCCACCAACAAAUCAAACGCGUAGUUCAGCGAAGAAGAAGAAGAUGACAGAUGAAGAGAUCCUUGAGAAGCUUCGAACAAUUGUUAGUGUAGGUGAUCCAACAAGAAAAUAUGCAAAGAUGGAAAAGAUUGGACAGGGAGCAUCGGGAACAGUUUAUACAGCAAUUGAAAGUUCAACUGGCAUGGAAGUUGCGAUUAAACGAAUGAACCUGAGUCAACAGCCUAAGAAAGAGCUGAUCAUUAAUGAGAUUCUCGUGAUGCGAGAGAAUAAACAUCCGAAUGUUGUGAACUAUCUUGACAGCUAUCUUGUGUCGGAAGAGUUGUGGGUGGUAAUGGAAUAUCUUCCUGGUGGGUCUCUCACCGAUGUUGUAACUGAAACUUGCAUGGAUGAGGGACAAAUUGCUGCUGUUUGUCGUGAGGUUCUUCAAGCGCUUGACUUUCUACAUAGCAAUCAAGUCAUUCAUCGAGACAUCAAAAGUGACAAUAUUCUCUUGGGAUUAGAUGGAAGUGUUAAGCUUACAGAUUUCGGGUUCUGUGCGCAGAUUUCACCUGAACAAUCGAAGAGAACAACAAUGGUUGGAACACCAUAUUGGAUGGCGCCAGAAGUUGUGACACGAAAACAAUAUGGACCGAAGGUUGAUUUAUGGUCACUUGGAAUAAUGGCGAUCGAAAUGAUUGAAGGAGAGCCACCGUAUCUGAAUGAGAAUCCAUUGCGUGCACUUUAUUUAAUUGCAACGCAUGGUAAACCGGAAAUUAAGGAUAAGGAUAAGUUGAGUCCUGUUUUUCAAGACUUUCUCGAUCAGUGUCUUGAAGUUGAUGUUGAUCAACGGUCGAGUGCUAUGGAAUUACUAAAGCAUCCUUUCUUGAAACUGGCACGUCCACUUGCUAGUCUAACACCAUUAAUAAUAGCAGCUAAAGAGGCAACUAAAGGGCACUAAUGUAAGGCGGAUAAAACAACAAAACAAAUCAGUUAAAUGUGCUUUCUUCCUAUAAUGAAAAGCACUACAUUACUCUUCCUCCUAGAUCGAUAGUUUUAAACUAUUAAACAAUUAGAAAGUCUCUUCGUAAGUUUGUCAAGUCACGACUUUUUUUUUGUUUGAAGAUUUGAACUUUUAUUUAAGUAUCUGUCUAAAAAAUGCUUUUUAUUGCAUUGGAAAAGCAUUUUUAUUACGUUUUCAGUUUUUAUUUAUGAGAUUCUAGGAAAAGAAGUGAAAAAAAUGCUUAAAGCAGAAAAGCUUUUUCUUUUAUAAUUUUUAUUUUUAAUUUGUUUUAUUUUUCUUUGACAUUGAGACGAGGAUAAAAUGUAUAAAGUGUGCCUAAAUAAGAAUUCCUGUAACUGAAUUGUCUCAGUUGGUUGACGAAUGAUGUUCAUAAUAAGUUCGAAUUCCUUUGCGUGAGUUUAAAUGAUCGUAAAUAGAACAAAACGAAAGAAAAUGAAAAAGUUUCUUCAUCCUUUGUAAGAUUAGUGACAAAAAUAUAACGAAAUCAUUUCAUCUUUUCAUAUAGGACUAAAAUGAAUUUCCUUGACUCAAAUUUUUAGUGAUUUAAAUGUCGCACACACAUAAAUGUCAGGAAUAAAUUUUUAAAUCUAAAUCAAACAUUUGAAUGAAGAAAUUAAUUAAUGAUAAAGAAAACAUUUAUCGAUCAAAAAUCUAUUUAAAGUUCAAAUUCAAUGGAAAAGUUUUUGAAAAAAUCCGAUUAGUUUGAUUGGGCAAACGUGAGUAGGACGUGCGUGAUUCAGUGUUUAGCAAUUUGAAGAUUGAAAAUUAUUUCUCUCCCAUAUUAAAAGUCUAAUUUUUAAGUUGAAUUACAGAAAAUUCCUCCGAUUAUAAUCUUGAUUUGAUUUCGUCCAUCUAUUGACUGAUUCAUUUUUAAUUGUCUUUAUCCUUUAUAAAAGAAAGUGAGAGAAAGAGAAAGAAACUUGCGCAGCAAACGAUUUUUUUGUCACAUAUUUUGUCAUUAAUAAAAUAAAACGCAUUUGUUGUAAAUACUUCAAAUAUCAUGUAUUUAUUACUGAGUAUUUAAGUAAGUAAAUGUAUAAUGAGAGUGUAGCUAAUUAAUUUAUAGUUUCACAGAAACAACAAUCUUGUGACGUUGAUAGAAAGGAAAUCAUUUAACUAGGAGUUAGUUAAUUAUAAAAAAAUUGUCACAACGUUUUGGAAACAUUUUUAUUUCUUUUUUUUUCAUCUUUAAAUUAAGUUGUCAUUGUCGAACAGAAUGCUUAAGAAAAAUUUGAAUGGCCAGCGAUUGAUGUAAAUAAUCAACAUAAGAAUGAAAAAGUAUAUUAAAGCUAAAGGCUGUGCCUGACUUCGGCUUCAUAAUUUCAAAUAAUAUUUUACUCUCUGAAAAGCAAUAAAAGUCUUAUCAAAUAUUUUGCACGAUUAAUGCUUCUUUUCAUUUUCGUUUUAAUUUUUUUCUUUCUCAUUCUUUUUUUAUCGAAUGAAAAACUUUACAAUAAAAGGAAUGAAUGAAAAGAAAACUCAGGUUCACAAAAAGAUUACAAAAAUAUUGAAAUUUUCGUUUGCGCGAUUUCCUUAUGCAAGCUCGCUAGCUUUUGCUAUUUAACAAAACUUUUUUCUGCAAUCAGACUUCUUUACAUAAAAGAAAGAGUUUUAUUAAUGAUUUCCUGUGCAGCAUAAUCAUUUUUCAAGGAAAUAUCGCGGAAGUUUUUUUCGCUUAUUGCCACACAUUACUCUGUGUGUGUGUUUGAAUGUGAGUGCUGUAUAACAAUUACCUACCUAAGUAAAAAUGGUUAAUUAAAACUUAACAAGAAAGAUUUUUUCUUCUUUUCUUUAUGUUUCACUAGCCCAUGGCAGUUUAUCCCGUGAAAAACAUUAAUUACAUUUAUAAUGAAUGAAUUAUAUGCAAAUAUAUUAUGAAUUAAAAAAUUAAUUAUGAUAAACAACAAACAUGAAACUUUAGAGUAGAAAAUUAAUUUCAGUAAAUAAAAAGAUGAAAACCAUGUACUAAAAUCACGAAUGAAGAAAAAAAUGAACAUUAUUU
Messenger RNA from Clunio marinus, 4615 nucleotides. The record is from the annotation of a GenBank genome assembly. NCBI's taxonomy places the organism in Eukaryota, Metazoa, Arthropoda, Insecta, Diptera, Chironomidae.